This is a messenger RNA of Esox lucius (northern pike), 4680 nucleotides long. It is a transcript of the gene atmin, whose product is annotated as ATM interactor. The transcript is spliced from 4 exons. Bases 210 to 2585 code for a protein of 791 amino acids. Gene Ontology annotation, molecular function: DNA-binding transcription factor activity, RNA polymerase II-specific; transcription cis-regulatory region binding. Gene Ontology annotation, cellular component: nucleus. Gene Ontology annotation, biological process: regulation of transcription by RNA polymerase II. Lineage: Eukaryota; Metazoa; Chordata; Actinopteri; Esociformes; Esocidae. The record is from RefSeq and is a predicted model, not a curated record.
AGAUUUGUCAAGCAUGACAAUCUGACCCUUUGUUGUUUAGUCUUGGGAGGAAGCGUUAUAAAAUGGCCAAUGAUAUUCUUAUUUUCAUUAAGAAUAUCCUUGACCUUCUGUGGGAGGGGUCUGUUGCUAAGAGGUCUCCCGGAAGUGGAAGCGUCCUCGUAUUUUUGGCUGCAUCUUCAGGCGACGUUGGGUAGCUUGUCAACAGAAACAUGGCUUCCUCUGCGUCGGGGAAAGCAUAUCAGAAUGAUAAUGCUUCUGUGGGCAGUCAAAAAUGCAGCGAAGAGCCACCCGCACAGACGCGAGAGAUUAUCAAACCGUCCAUUAUGGAACUCACCAAAGAAGUGCAGACCAAUAUCCUUUGCACUGUGGAAGGAUGUGGCAAGAUUUUACCGAACACGCCAGCCCUGAACAUGCAUCUCGUAAAGUCCCACAGAGUCAAGGAUGGUCUUGUCAACCCCACCAUCAGGAAGGACUUGAAGGGCUCCCAGAAGUUGUAUUGUUGUCCAAUAGAGGGCUGUCCACGUGGUCCCAACAGACCCUUCUCCCAGUUCUCUCUGGUUAAGCAGCACUUUAUGAAGAUGCAUGCAGAGAAGAAGCACAAAUGUUCCAAAUGCAACAAUGGCUACAGCACAGAGUGGGACCUGAGGCGGCACAUAGAGGACUGUGGGAGGACAUAUUGCUGCACGUGUGGCUGCCCCUACGCCAGCAGGGCUGCACUACUGUCUCAUAUCUACAGGACUGGCCAUGAGGUCCCAACAGAACACCGAUAUCCACCCGUGAAAAAGCGGAAGAUGGAGAGACAGAUUAGCAGCGCAGCAAAGGUCAAGCCCAGUGAAUCCAUGUGUCAGAUCAUGACAACCCACAGAGAACUCUCAGAAGGCUCCCUUCCCUCAGGCAGGAUCGGCCACACCCCAGACUCAUUCAGACAUUCCCACAAUAACCCCCCUAAACAACUCCAGAAACUCCUACUACCGAAGCCUAAAGUGGCUCUGGUGAAUGUCCCUGUGAUGCACUUGGCUCACCUCCCUGUCCUCCUCCCCUCCACAGAGAGUGGGGCUUUGAGGUCUGUGGUGCUGGCUGUGGACAGCCAAGGCUCCUUCAGCACACUCCACCUCAUGCCCCAGUCUAUGGGGGCCAUGGUGCCCCACCUGGACCCUAAGAACCUUUGCUUCAGGGGUAGCAUGCCUGCCUCUCGCUCCAGCCUGGGGCCUGUAAGCACAGGGGUGCAGGUGAGUCUAGAGCCAGGGGGUUCUGCCAAUGACCUGGUGGGACCCAGGGGGCGAAGCACUUCCACCAACAUCCAGACAGACAUAUCCUACUUAUCCAGGAUGCCUGUUGGGAUGGGGAUGGAUGUGUGUCCCAUCGGUGAGCCAUCGGUCUCGUCGUGUGCCCAGACAGACAUUAGCGUGAGUGCUCAGGUCCUACUGCCGGUCAGUGUUGAGACCCAGACGUUUUCCUCUAAGGCCAAAGCCACCACCACCAUAGGGGCGCAAACCGACACCCACAGUCUCAACCAACUUCCCUGCCUCUCUUCCUCCCAGUCUCCCUACAUCACCAGACAGACCCAGACCAACUUCCCGCUAGCUGGGUUGGAAGAGAGGACUCCGAUCAACCAGCCCAUCAUGUGCUCAGACCUCUUUGACAGCUACUCCCUCAGUGUCUCAACACAGACCGCACCGAUGGAUGCCCACUUCAGAGCCCAUAGUGUCAACAGCCCCGUCUCCACCGCAGGUCACGGUUUCUAUGACGACGACAAAUCUGCCGCGGGAAUGUGUUUUGGCAUGCAGACAGACGAUCUCCAGCCGGGUAGCGUAGCAGACAACCAAACCCAGACCACCUUGGCUCUGUUCAACGACCUUGAGAACAUCUUGUCUGGUGACUCUCUAUCUGCUCACCAGGUGUUAGUAGAUUCUUCAACAGACUGUGGGUCUGGCCUGGGCUCGGUUCAGGAACAGCACACAGGCAUUGACUUUGACUUUGAAGAGUUCCUGAAUGCGGCCCACAUCCAGACACAGACGGAGGAGAGUGAGCUUGGUGGCCUGGGGGCUGACACGCACCUGGAGGUUCUGGACAUCCAGACCCAGACAGACUUCCUCCUCUUGGAAGACCUGGUGAACAGUGAGGGGCCAGGCCGGAGCCAGGCAGGUGACCUGGAGCUGGAAAUGUUUGACACUCAAACCCAGACAGACCUUAACUUCCUGCUGAACGCUGGAGGCCACAUGCCUCUGGGCAACAUUCUGCGCCAGUCAAGCUUCUCUAUUAGCACUGAUUCCUCCGACACUGAGACACAGACAGACCUCCGCCAACCACUGACUCCAACGCCAAACUCCAACACCAUUUCCUCUGUCGUCAAUGGCGACCAGGCCAGGCUUCUAAGUAGUGCAGAGACUCAGACAGUUACCCAUAAGGCAUCAGAGGGCUUUGGAAACCUCUUCCUGACCAGCAACGAGACCCAGACUGUAAUGGAUGACUUCCUGUCAGCUGACAUGGCCUGGAACAUGGAGUCCCACUUCAGCUCAGUGGAGACACAGACAUGUGAGGAGCUGUUUGCACUGUUUCAGCACUCUGAGAAGCCCAACAGCUGAAUACCCCAUUUUCCAUAGAGGCUACCUUAUCAGUCUAUAAAACAGGUUUCUUUUGUCUGUCCAGGAGGGCGUUUUCUGGGCUUCUACUUAUCCUCUAUGGUCAAUAUCCCUCUACUAAUGGAUGUUUGUAUAGAUGUAGAAGCGAGCCUUCUCUUAGAACAUUCCACAAAAAAAUAUGGCAUGUCCCAGAAGGCUCCAAAGCACUUUAUCUGUCCAUAAAUAUGAGUUCUCAUCCUGUUUAUGUAUUUGCACAUACUAUUUAAGUAUAUAAUUUGUCAGAAAGCCCGCUUAUUCUGUUUACAAUGUUUCGACAUCAGAGCACCAGUGUGCUAACUGUCAUGUUUUCAUUAAGAGUCUGUAAUGCCUUUUGGUCUUUCCUUAAUUAAAUGUCUGUUGAAUGUUUCCGGCAUUUUCAUGUGGCACACAUGCUGUACGAGUGAAAUUCUAAAUAGUUGCCUCACUCUCAUUGUUGAACUGUGAUCGUGAAGUGCAGUCUAGUUAAAAUCGGCCUGUAGUUGUAGGGCUAUGUAUAAGCUGGGUGGGGUCACAGCGUAAGCAGACUAGCUUGUCAUUGUAUUUCACUUAUUCAUUACAUGGCUGUAAGUGUAUAGCGGCACAGUGGGCUGAAGUGGUACAAUACUUAACAAAAACACUAUGAGGAUAUAGCUUUUCUUUAGAAUUGAGUGCAUUGUGAUUGUGGGUCCACCACAUAUUGUCAAGGCUAAACCUUACUAAUCAUAAACUGUCUAAAUGUUGCAGUUUAUAUCAGACUUUUUGAUGAGUUGUUACAAUCUGAUGUAUAAUGAAAUGGAUGGGUCUUAGCUGGUAUCAUUGUUACCUAAGUUAGGCUACCUCAUUGCACAUGAACCCCAUUCUUUCAAACAGACAUUUGUCAAUACAAUGUCGUUGUGAACUUUACAAGAGCUCUCCGGUUUCAGUAUUUCUUAAUGUUUGAUUUUGUUGGUGCCUUAAUCCAAGUAUUUCAGAUUUUGUGUAUUUGUUCUGGUCAGUUUGUGAUACUUAAUGCUGCUUGAAGCACAAAGGAGAUGAGGAUUAAAACAAGUCUUAUAUUUAUUUGUGGGAGGCAUAUUCAAAGAACACUUGAGUAUCUUUAAUUUGCAUGUUGUCUUCAUUUUCUGUCCUUGCGAUAUGUUGUGUUGCACAAUAAGUUAGAAUGUUAGUAUUUGGAAAACGGUGUCUUCCAGAGGGGUGAGAUAGUAUUCAUAUGUUGGUGAAGCUCAUAUUGUUGCUGGAAGAUCCACUUUCGACUAGCUGUCUGCCUCCUGGCAGAAUCAACAAGGAUUGAAGGACUUGAAGUUUGUCCUGUUGACCUAAAGUGCCACAGGACCAGUGGAAGCGAAAUCGCUCAAUAGCAUUAAACACUUCUCUAGACAGAUGCUAUGCAACUUUUAUUCUUGCUAAGGUGAGAUAUUUAAAACGGAGGCGACCAUAUUUUUUUUUGAAAGAAACUAACUUUAGUUUUUUUUGAGCAAUUGUAGUAACAUAAAAUUAAUACAAUCCCAAAAAAAUUUUUAAGCGUAGCUCUGUAUUUGAAUACUUUUGUUAAUUUUUAUCAACAGUGUAAAUACUUUUUCUCACCCCUCUGAUCUACAUCAUGUCUAUGUUCUAAGAAUUUAUAUGCAGUAUUUUUUUUCAAAGGCAUCAUUUCUCCUACGGUGGUACACGCAGUAGGUUUUGAAUUGUACCGAUAAACUGCAGAAUGUAUAUAACACUGUGCCCAUACAUGUUUUUGCACUGUAUCCUGAAGAAACUGAACUGUUUCAUUCCAGUAUGUAAAAGAUUUUCAUACUCAACCACUACAUUUCUUAAUUUUAUUGUACCGCACUGAACAUUACUGCAUUUUAAAUUAUUGUUAAUAAACUCGAUUUAUAAUAGUGCAAAGGGAAAGCUGCCUUGCUGUAAAAAAAGUAUGUACAGUGGACUACACCGAGGUGUCAACUAGUGCUUUGGCUUUUCUCAGUAGGGAGUGCAUGCAGUCUUUGGUGCCUGAAGAAUGUAUUUCAGUUGCAUUUCUGUUUGCAGACUAUUCUGUUCUAUUUCUUGUGUGUGUGUGUGUGUGUGUGUGUGUGUGUGU